Messenger RNA from Lineus longissimus, 458 nucleotides. Its product is annotated as histone H2A-like. The transcript has a single exon. Gene Ontology annotation, cellular component: chromatin; nucleosome. Gene Ontology annotation, biological process: heterochromatin formation. The record is from RefSeq and is a predicted model, not a curated record. NCBI's taxonomy places the organism in Eukaryota, Metazoa, Nemertea, Pilidiophora, Heteronemertea, Lineidae. Bases 38 to 448 code for a protein of 136 amino acids. Gene Ontology annotation, molecular function: protein heterodimerization activity; DNA binding; structural constituent of chromatin.
UCAACUUUGCGUGUCCGUACUUCUCAAGAAAAUCAAUAUGUCUGGACGUGGAAAAGGCGGCAAGGCCAAGUCUAAAUCGAAGAGCAGGAGUUCAAGAGCCGGUCUGCAAUUCCCUGUCGGCAGAAUUCAUCGUCUCUUGAGGAAGGGCCACUAUUCGGAGCGUGUCGGAGCCGGUGCCCCAGUCUACAUGGCAGCUGUGAUGGAAUAUUUAGCCGCCGAAGUUCUGGAACUUGCAGGCAAUGCAGCUCGUGACAACAAGAAGUCCAGGAUCAUUCCAAGACAUCUCCAGCUCGCCAUCCGCAAUGACGAAGAGUUGAACAAGCUUCUCUCUGGUGUGACCAUCGCCCAGGGUGGUGUGCUGCCAAACAUCCAGGCCGUCCUUCUCCCAAAGAAGUCUGCCGCUGCUGCCAGGAGUGGCAAGAAGUCCAGCCAAAGCCAAGAAUUUUAAGGCGCAUUCU